This is a messenger RNA of Hansenula ciferrii, 966 nucleotides long. It is a transcript of the gene RPB3, whose product is annotated as DNA-directed RNA polymerase II core subunit RPB3. Lineage: Eukaryota; Fungi; Ascomycota; Saccharomycetes; Phaffomycetales; Wickerhamomycetaceae. Gene Ontology annotation, biological process: DNA-templated transcription. Gene Ontology annotation, molecular function: DNA-directed RNA polymerase activity; DNA binding; protein dimerization activity. Bases 1 to 966 code for a protein of 321 amino acids. Gene Ontology annotation, cellular component: RNA polymerase II, core complex. The transcript has a single exon. The record is from RefSeq and is a predicted model, not a curated record.
AUGAGUGGGCCUUCUAUAAAUAUUAGAAAAACAGCUAGUGAUGAAGUGGAUUUUGUCCUUUCAAAUGUUGAUUUGUCAUUGGCAAAUUCAAUUAGAAGAGUGAUGAUAUCAGAAAUUCCAACUUUAGCUAUAGAUUCAGUUGAAAUUGAAACAAAUACAUCCGUGUUGGCUGAUGAAUUUAUUGCACAUAGAUUAGGUUUGAUACCUUUACAAAGUUUAGAUGUUGACAAAUUAUCAUAUUCAAGGGAUUGUACGUGUGAUGAUUAUUGUAAUAAAUGUUCAGUUGAAUUAGAAUUAAAAGUUCGUGCUGAUCAAGAUUCAACUUUAAAUGUUUAUUCCAAAGAUUUGUUUAUUGUUUCUCAAAAUACCCAUUUAAACAUUGGUAGUGCAAUUAUAACAGAUCCAGAAGAAAAUGGUGUUUUAAUUUGUAAAUUAAGAAAUGAACAAGAGUUAUUUAUAAGAUGCAUUGCUAAAAAAGGUAUUGCAAAAGAACAUGCUAAAUGGUCACCAUGUGCAGCUAUAGGAUUUGAAUAUGAUCCAUGGAAUAAACUAAAACACACAGAUUAUUGGUAUGAAGAAGAUAUAGAUGAAGAAUGGCCAAGAUCUGAAAAUUGUGAAUAUGAAGAUCCACCAAAUCCAGAAGAACCUUUUGAUUAUAAAGCAGAACCAAACAAAUACUAUAUAAAUGUUGAAACAGUUGGUUCUUUACCACCAGAUCAAGUUGUUUUAAGAGGUCUUAAUGAAUUACAAAGUAAAGUUGCUGGUAUUGUUAUGGCAUUAGAUAAAAGUGAUGGUAAUAAAACCGCUUACGGUGGUAAUCAAUCUCAAUAUGGUGCAGGAUCACAGUAUAAUGCUGGUGUAGGUGAUGCAUCCAAUUAUGAACCUCAACCUGGUGCAGGUUAUGGUGGUUAUGAUGCCCAACCAACAGGUGGUUAUGGUUAUGAUCAAUAUCAAGGAAAUUGGUAA